AUGGAAAUGGAUGGCUCUACCACCACCAGCACGGAUCCUCCCCAUCGGAAAACAACCACCUUCACUAUAGCCGCCGAUAACGAAAGAGCCAGCGACGAAGGCGACCAACAGUCACAGGAGCCCCAUCACAACCAGGGCCAUCUCCGCCAGCAGCACUCGUACGGUGACUACGAUAGCGAAGGGAACACACACGAAAACGGACAGUCUUCGGAUCUCAUCUUCAAAAAGAAGGACUUGAGCAGGUCGCGUACCCAGUCGUUCCAAUCGGUGCUCUCCACAGCAUCCUUGAAAUCCCUCAAACAACAAGUCACAGGCAACACCACCACCCUCGCCAAUAACCCAUCGUCCAACAACAGAAACAGCAGUCUCAUCCCCUCCAACAACACUAAUAAUACCAAGAACUUCCAAUCGUUCAUCCAGGCACCAGUGUUGUCCAGCGUGUCCAACUUGAAGAACGACGACUUUAUCGAGAUUGGCCAGCAGUUGCCGUUCAACGACAACAAGUCUGCUGCAUCCCAUUCCGGCUCAGACAAGUCGGACCAGGACACUAUCAUCCAACAGCAAAAGUUGACCUUGAACGCAUUGAAAAAGUUGAGCUUAUCUCCUAUGUUAAUAUCGAAUAAUGACCAAAACUUACCCCAAAGGUUGGCUCGCAAGCCCUCACAAAAGAAGGUAGAGGCUGGCAGCAACAACAACAACAAGUUGAAAGCCCCAGAACCUUACAAACCGGCCGAGGUAGACCUUUCGUCAUUUGCCAGUCUUACAAGGCAACCCAAAUUGGCCCAAGUGGCAGAUAAUAAGGAGCUGCAGAAGAGCCAACCGGUUGCUAACGAUUCAAAGAAGACUUUGCCAAAGUUGGAGGAGGACCAUCAAGCCGAAAAUGUUAACAAGACACAGAACGACCAUCAAGCCGAUUUAAGGUCACAGCAAUCAGGUAAUACUCAGAAACAUCAACAAGACCAAGAGCUGCGUCAGCACCAACAACAGAAUUCCCAAUUAUCCCAGCAUGUUCAACCCCAGCAUCAGUCUAUUCCCCAAUCACAAAAUCAACAGCAACAAAGCAAGGUUCCCGCUGCUGUCAUUCCACCUCAAAGUAUGAAUACGAGAAGACAAUCCAAUAAUAUUCCCGCCCAUGGAUCUAAUCAACUGUCUUAUGUACUGAACUUUCAACUCCACAACCAGCCUCCUCCAUCAACUAAUCAACAUGCAAUCAACCAGUACAAGCUUGCGCAAAUAGCCCAACACCAGCAACAAUUCCCACAGCAGCCUCCACAAACGUAUUCUCAGCAGCAUCAAAGUCCUAGUCAGCAUCAACAAUAUCCACAAACUCCUGGCCAACAGUCGGCACAGACAUCCAAGGUCAGUAAGCAAUUACAACAGAUCAAAGGUCUUAGAAGUCCCAUGUAUGUCCCAGCAGUAUUGAGAAUGACUGUCAAUGGUCUUUCACCCACUAGUUCUAAUAUUUCGAGCUCCAUUACAUCUAACGCUAGUUCUCCAGGUGAAGGGGAAGUGAACUCCCCUAAACAGAACUUGGAGCACAAUUUAAACAACUUGCAGCAUCAAAACGAUUUGGAACCAAAGUCAUCCACAGCUUCUAUUAGGUCAUUUGAUUCUGGGAUAUCUGUGGAAUCAGGUACUUCGAACAAACUCAACGGAAAGACCAGUUUCUUAGGAUCAUCGAAAAACUACUACGAUGACGUGUUGAGGGCACCACCUACACGUAAGCAUUGGGUCAAAGAUGAGGUGGUGUUCAAGUGCAGCAUCCCCAAAUGUCCCAAGGUGUUCAAUUUCUUCGAAAGAAGACACCAUUGUCGGAAGUGUGGAGGGAUCUACUGCAAGGAACAUACCUCGCAUUAUCUUUACAUUAAUCACUUGGCUCAGUUUACCACUGGUGGAAGAGGCACGCUUUCUAAGGUGUGCGAUAACUGUAUUUCUGAGUACAAUCAGUUUAUUCAGAAUGAGUUUGGGGUGAGCAUCAGCAACUCCAGUCAGAGGUCCACGCCCAAUCUUUCGUUCCGUUCGAGAAGAAAGAGCGCAAUGAACAGCUUGUUGGUAGUGUUCCUGCUAACUGGAGCUGGAGCUCCUUCUAGCACUCUAGUAACGAAAUACCGAAUCGGAAGUCAUAUUGGAAGAAAAGACCGCGUCCUUACCGAUAACAUUAAUGAGAAAGAUGGCGCUGAAAACAUAUAUAAUGAGUAA
Suhomyces tanzawaensis NRRL Y-17324 is the source of this 2199-nucleotide messenger RNA. RefSeq lists its product as uncharacterized. The record is from RefSeq and is a predicted model, not a curated record. Gene Ontology annotation, biological process: protein transport to vacuole involved in ubiquitin-dependent protein catabolic process via the multivesicular body sorting pathway; protein targeting to vacuole. Gene Ontology annotation, cellular component: ESCRT-0 complex. The transcript is spliced from 4 exons. Lineage: Eukaryota; Fungi; Ascomycota; Pichiomycetes; Serinales; Debaryomycetaceae. Bases 1 to 2199 code for a protein of 732 amino acids. Gene Ontology annotation, molecular function: phosphatidylinositol-3-phosphate binding; ubiquitin binding; metal ion binding.